Xenia sp. Carnegie-2017 is the source of this 2219-nucleotide messenger RNA. Its product is annotated as leucine-rich repeat-containing protein 57-like. The transcript is spliced from 4 exons. The record is from RefSeq and is a predicted model, not a curated record. Bases 314 to 1036 code for a protein of 240 amino acids. Gene Ontology annotation, molecular function: protein binding. NCBI's taxonomy places the organism in Eukaryota, Metazoa, Cnidaria, Anthozoa, Malacalcyonacea, Xeniidae.
UGUCUGUUUACUAUUUUUUUUUAAAAAAAGAUUUCUCUUAUGACCUCUAUUUCAUAAUGCUGUAGCAACUUUCAAUUUUUUUUGAAAACCCCCUAUUUCGACAGGUGGACCAUCUGAACAGAAUCUGACCAAUCUGACCAAGAAUUUUCACACAUUUUAUUGUGUUUUAAGGAGCUGCCUAGAUAAUGGAAAUUUAUCACGCUGAUCUAUUAUAAACACUACACUGGAGCUCUCAUUAUAAUAAGAAAAUAUGUGUGGCUUUUCCUUGUUUUUUCGUAACUUACGCCUCUGUGAUUGCUAAAACUCCUAAGAUAUGGGUAACAAUGUGGAUACGAUGGCAGCACACGUGGAAACAGCUAAAAAAACCCGAGUAUUGAAUUGCUCUGGGCGAAAACUUAAAGAGGUUCCAGUGGUUGUAUUGAGUCUUGCUACGACUGUGAGAACCAUAGAUUUGUCAAGAAACAGGCUUUCAAAAAUACCUCCUGCUCUGGGAAGAUUUACAGAACUCAAGCAACUCAAUGUUGAGAGAAAUGAAAUAGAUCAAUUAGCGAAUGAAAUGUGUGGAAUGAAAAAAUUGGAGAGCUUGCAAUUAGGUUUCAACAGGAUUCGAGAGAUCCCUAAAUCAUUUUCACAAUUGAAGAAUUUAAAGUCCGUUUACUUGCAAAGCAACGACUUUCGGUCAUUUCCAAUGUGUUUAUGUGAACUAAAACAACUUGAUGUUGUCGAUUUGUCGGAAAAUAAAAUCCGGGAACUGCCGCAAGACAUUGAGAAGUUACAGUGUAUUGAAUUGAAUAUGAACGCUAACCAAUUGAGCAGUUUGCCUGUUUCGUUGAGUUCGUGUCCAAGACUGAAGGUCCUACGGGUUGAAGAAAACCUAUUGGAGUUAUCUUCGAUAACGAGUGAUUUUCUUAAGUCUUCCCAAAUAUGUGUUUUGGCCGUCGAUGGCAAUUUGUUUCGAACGAAAGAAUUGAACGACAAAGAUGGGUAUGAUGAGUACAUGGAAAGGUUUACAGCGAAUAAGAAAAAGUUCUUCUGACGUUGUUAUGGAAACUGUCUGUUGUGAAGAAAAAUGCAAAACAACGACGUCAGAUGGAACGAAUGAAGAAUGCGUAUAGUUAGAUAAAUAAAUAUACUUUUGAAAUACGUGGGUAUACACAGUUUUAUGUUUCGUAAAUCUGUUUCGCAGAUUCUUGCCUUAAAGUGUUUAAGAUACCAAAUUUUACCAUAGUUCCAUUUGAUUUCUUUGUAAAGGCAAUUUAAAAUGACUUGAUAACUUGUUUAAUAGAAUUAUGUUGUUUUAUUUCGUUUUGGAGCUAUGUAAACUUUCUUCAAUAUACAAAUGACAUCGUUAUGACAUCGCAUUGCAUAGUAAGCAUUAGGAAAAACUAGUUUUGCCUUCAAUCGUAUCUUUACAAAUAUCCAUCUAUACAUUUAUUCGUUUGUAAAUGUAGAUCGUCCAGGUUGGUAUAGUCCUGGGAAGGACUGUUUUUGUUGUUGUUGACAAAAAAUAGCGAUGUUGAAAAUUAGCGAUCUUUAAAAGGUCAUUAUGAUCUGUGCUGUCAUAACGAUGUCAUUUUCAUAUAAAAGGGAUAAAAUUUCGUAUCACAAACACGUUAAAUUUCUGAUGGGGAAUGAUUAUAUGGGGGAUUUGGGCAAGCGCCUGCGAUGUCUGCAGAGUAUGAGAUCGAAAAUGACGUAAUCUCCAGGAAGAAGUUACAUUGAGGCCCCGUUUACACUAUACCGAAUUGCUAUCGUAGCAGGUUGAUUAUUCUUUGUAUUAAAAGGCAGUGAAAUUGUUCAACGUCAGAAGCACAAUCAAAUAGACUAAAUCUAUCAGCUUAAUAAGCUUUUACUCCGUACAGUUACCACUUUAAAGCAAAUGAAGAUGUCGUGAUGAGCGAAUCCGGUAUAGUGUAAAGGCAGCCUGAAUGAAAAUGGACAAGGAUAAGUAUUGCACGAAGUCCUUUUGUCGAGAUGGCAACGAACUAUUUAGCCUAUGUAAAUAGACUCAAAGACAGGCACUGGAAACAGCAUUUAUGAACAGAAACGUUUCGCGUAUAACAUUAUUUUAAAAUUGUUACUCCCUCUUGAGAGAGUAACAAUUUGUGUGAUGUAGGGUUGUACGAUGAUAAUUUUAACAAUUUUCAUGAUUCAGCUGUAAUUUAUCCUUAGUUAAAGACCUUUUAACGCAAUAAUAUGUACAAAUUGCGUCAACUUUA